Messenger RNA from Thermochaetoides thermophila DSM 1495, 1104 nucleotides. RefSeq lists its product as uncharacterized. Gene Ontology annotation, cellular component: precatalytic spliceosome; U2 snRNP; catalytic step 2 spliceosome. The record is from RefSeq and is a predicted model, not a curated record. The coding region runs from base 1 to 1104 and encodes 367 amino acids. The transcript has a single exon. Gene Ontology annotation, molecular function: RNA binding. NCBI's taxonomy places the organism in Eukaryota, Fungi, Ascomycota, Sordariomycetes, Sordariales, Chaetomiaceae. Gene Ontology annotation, biological process: mRNA splicing, via spliceosome.
AUGAACCAGAUCCGCGCCAUACAGGCGCUAAACAAGCGCGAGAUCGAGCAGGGCAUCCCGCCCGAGGCUUCGUGGCACGCCGACUACCGCGACACGGCCUUCAUCUACUUUGGCGGUUUACCUUAUGAACUCUCUGAAGGCGACAUCAUCACCAUCUUCAGCCAGUUCGGCGAGCCGGUGUUUCUCAAGCUCGCGCGCGACAAGGAGACGGGAAAGUCGAAGGGGUUUGGGUGGCUGAAAUAUGAGGACCAGCGCAGUACCGACCUGGCUGUGGAUAACCUGAGUGGCGCUGAGAUUGGUGGGCGCUUGAUUCGCGUCGACCAUGCGCGAUAUAAGCUGCGGGAUGAUGAGGACCCAGCUGAGUACGAUGUUAGCUGGGAGGCUAUGGUGCGACGCGAACGCCGCGAGAAAGGGCUGCCAAGCGAGUCGGAAGAGUCGUCUGAAGAUGAAGAAGAGGAGGAGCGCCGGCGACGACCGUUGCUCAAGGAAGAGCGGGAGCUGCAGAUGUUGAUCGAGAAUCACGACGAUGACGACCCGAUGAAGCAGUUUUUGAUAGAGGAAAAGAAGAAGGAGGUCGAAGAGGCACUGCGCAGGGAAGCGAAAAAAGCAGAGAAGAGCAGCCGGAGGCGCCGUCACAGGUCGCAGUCACGGUCCAAGUCCAAAUCCCGAUCUCGGUCGAGGGAUAGACAUCACCGGUCCCAUCGGUCAAGGCGAGACGAUCACGACGACGGCGAGCGCCAUCGGGAAAAAGAUAAAUACCGGGACAGGGAAGACCGCGAUUCUGAUAGGAAACGCCGGUCAAGAGACGAUACUCCGGUCGAGGAAGACAAAGACCGGAAACGCCGCAGAGACACUCCAGACGACCGCCGUGACCGCGAUGACCGUCGGGACAGGGAUCGAUCGAGGGAUAGGGCUAGGGAUAGGGACGGUGACCGCAGGGAGGACUACCGCCGCCAGGAUGAUGGCCGUGAUCGCGAUCGUGACAAACGGCGGCGGCACGCUGAUUCUCCCGAACGCAGUGAGCGGCGGCAUCGUGAUCUAGAAGAUCGCACUCGUCGCCCUAAGGACAGGAGCCGCAGUAGGUCGCCACGGCGCAGAGACUGA